Drosophila ficusphila is the source of this 4726-nucleotide messenger RNA. RefSeq names its product myosin light chain kinase, smooth muscle. Lineage: Eukaryota; Metazoa; Arthropoda; Insecta; Diptera; Drosophilidae. Gene Ontology annotation, molecular function: ATP binding; protein serine/threonine kinase activity. Gene Ontology annotation, cellular component: nucleus. The record is from RefSeq and is a predicted model, not a curated record. The coding region runs from base 1945 to 4539 and encodes 864 amino acids. Gene Ontology annotation, biological process: protein phosphorylation; intracellular signal transduction; positive regulation of apoptotic process. The transcript is spliced from 9 exons.
AGUGGGAAGCAGAAAGUGGGAAGCGGAAAGUGGGGAGCGGAAAGUGGGAAGUUCUAUGGCUGCAGCUGCCAACUGCGCGUAUACGUAAUUUUAUGGCCAAGGCUUCGGCUUGUUCGCUUUCGGCUCAGCCUUUGUUAUUGUUUAUGAGGCACUGGCACUCUUAAAGCGAUUUAAGCCAUCCCACUACCAUUCUCACCCACCGCCAACCAAUUAGACAGAGAGUCAGCCAUGGAAACAGAGUAGGAAAUACAAGCCAUUGGCCAUCAAAAUGUUCGCUAUCACAGCAACCUAAAAGCGUAUGUGAGUCUGAAUUUAACUAGGUUUUUAAAAAUUCGAUAGAUUCGAUAUAUCACAGCAAAAAGUUUGCUUACUUCUCGAAAUACUAAUAGCGGGAAAGAAAUACCUUAUCUGGCAGAAAAUCCACUCCCAAGCGGCGUACUUGGUGCCACUGUGCAAUCUAUUUAUGUUUGACUUCGUGUGCGACCAUGACGCAUGCCCCCCGUUCCGCCGACGGGCUUUCUUCCGUUUGAUAAGAUACGGAACAGUCUACGGCUUCGGGAAAGACGGGAACCACGUACCCGUAACCCAUAUAAAUAUAGACGGGCAUAAUUUAAUAACGAGGCUGGAUAAUUGCCGGCUUUGCCAUUAUUUAUAGUUCACACCUGUAGCAGACACAAUGGGAAACAUGCACUUUCGGGAGACAUGGGAAAUAGUGGCAGGAGAUUGGAAUGCCAGAGAUUUACGGCUGUGUUUAUCGCGUUUCUUUAUGUACCCAAAGCUCGCAAAUGAAUUCUUUUAUAAAUGAUGAGCUGUAAGCAGCUUGGAAUGUUCCUACAAUCUUUGAAAACGGGCGAAUAAAUGCCCUAUAAAUUUGUCUCUGUUAUUAAUUGUUGUACUCAAUUAAUUUGUUGCCUGAACACCUACAUUAGCAGCUAAAAGUUUUUAGUAUAAAGGUAGCCAAGAAGUGAUUUAGCCAAAUAUGACAAGCACAGGGCAACAAGUUGCUGAUGAGUGACAAUUGGGAAUGGGAAUGGGAAUCGGGCGAGAGCACUGAAAAAUCUGCUAGAACAGGAACUCAUACUAAUGUCGCAUUUAGCCGUUCUGUUGCCAAAAAGAAUACGGGAAAAAGUGUAGAAAAUGCGGCAGGCGACAACAGGCGAAAUGAUUUUCAUUCGCGUACGAAAACAAGCCGCAAACGAGCGGAUGGCCAAGAGAGCGGAGCGAACAAAUGGCUCUGCAAUUUAUUUUUAUACGGAACGAAGCCAAUACAAAUAGCCGUGUGUGUGUGGAUGUGCGGCCGAGGUUUGCCCCUAUAUUUGCGCCUGUGUUUGUUUAUUUAUAGACGCGAACGCGGAGAGUCGAUCGAGCGUUUCUCUCAGUGCGGCAGUUAUCAGGCGAAAGCACAUCAAACCACAAAGGAACCGUAUUGGCAAAAGGCAGCGGCAGAAGCGGCAGUGGCAGCGGCAGCGAAAACAGCUCAAAUCAAAUAGUGUGGGCCAGGCCAGAACAGUUUGAGGCAAAACGCUCGCUCGCGAUGACACAAUAGCCAUAGCAAUAGCGAAAUACCGAAUAGCGAAUAGCGGAUAGCGAAUAGUGGCGCUGGCAACCGAAUUCUGCGCUAAUAUCAAGCAUACGCAACGUGGUGCGCGCCGACCAGCCAUACCAGCUAUAAAUAAAGAAUCGUUCUUUGUGCCAUUUUUUAAGUGCGCAAAACCAAGUGGUUCGGCGGAGUCCAUGCAGCCAGUGAAGUGAAAACGCAAACGCGCAAAAUGUUGAGUGAUGAGUAAUUACAGAAGCCAUUAGGUAUUGUGAAAAACCAAGCGAGAAACAAACACUAAAAUCAAGGGAGUGAGUGCGGGAAAGUUUCGUGGAUAAUCCAGUUCAGCCAGCAGCAGCACAACGGGUCAGCGAUUGCGGGUAGCCGGCGGCAAGCGACGCAGCAACAUGAUCUACAUAGAUGACUCAGAGCCGGAAGGUGUUUUGGAGCCGGCGUUUCCCAUGCGCGAUGUGACCAUAAACCGGAACGUCGACGCCCACAAACUCUACGACGUGCUGGGCGAGGUGGGACGCGGGAAGUUCGGCACGGUGUACAAGUGCAAGGACAAGGCGAACGGGCUGCAGCUGGCGGCCAAGUUCGUCCCGAUCCCGAAGAGGGAGGACAAGCGGAAUGUGGAGCGGGAGGUGGAGAUUAUGAAUUCAUUGCAGCAUCACCUCAUUAUCCAAUUGUACGCGGCAUACGAAUAUCAGAAAAUGAUGUGCGUCGUCCUGGAACUCAUCGAAGGUGGCGAGCUCUUCGACCGCGUGGUGGACGACGAGUUCGUCCUCACCGAAAGGGUCUGCCGCGUCUUCAUCCGCCAGGUGUGUGAGGCCAUGGCUUUCAUCCACGGCAACGGGAUAGUCCACCUGGAUCUGAAGCCCGAGAAUAUCCUGGUGCUCACACAGAAAGGAAACCGCAUCAAGAUCAUCGACUUCGGUCUGGCCCGUAAGUUCGAUCCUGACAAGCGACUCAGAGUUCUCUUCGGCACCCCAGAGUUCGUCGCUCCAGAAGUGGUCAACUUCGACUGUAUAUCCUAUGGAACCGAUAUGUGGAGUGUUGGUGUGAUAUGCUAUGUGCUCAUCUCAGGACUGUCGCCUUUCAUGGGCGAGAACGACAUUGAGACAAUGUCGAACGUAACCAUUGCGAAGUACGACUUCGAGGACGAGUGCUUCAACGGCAUCUCCCCCGAGUGUCUGGAUUUCAUAGCCAAGCUGCUGGCGAAGGACCUGAGCACUCGGAUGACGGCCGCCGAGUGCAUGAAGCACAAAUGGCUCCAGCAGCGGCCGGCCACCGCCGCCACGGCCACGCCCAUCACAAAGGCCGCCUCCGCGGCGUCGAAGUCGCGGCUGAAGUCGGUGUCUCCGGUGACGGCUCCCUCGGAGUCCUCCGAGGACUCCACCGAGACCAUCGAGGACGAGGACGACGAGGAGGAGGAAGUGGAAGUGGAAGUGCAGGCGGAGCAGGCCAAGCAGGAGGCAGCCCAGCAGGACGAGGAGCUGGCCAAGCUGUGCAGCUCCGCCGACCUGGAGGACAAGGAGCUGGACGCCACGAAGGACAACCUGAAGAACUUCAUCGUGCGCUGGGAGACGCACCCGAACAGCCCGUACGUGUUCGACGUGGAGGGCAACGUGAUUGCGCCGCUGGGCGAGACGAGCUACCCGCAUCCCCGCAGGACCCACGGCCAGGACAGCCUCUCCUCCUCCCGAGUUUGCUCGCCCUCGCCCUGCGAAUCCAUCGCCACUCUGACGGACGACGAGCGCGGCGAGGAGGAGGAGGAGCUGCCCGAGGAGGACGAGUCCCGGAGCGCGGACAACGAGAGCCCCCACUCGGUGGCCACGCCCAUCAACGAGUCCCGGGAGAAGCUGUUCCCGGCGGUGGCCACCUCCAGCCCGGCCACGCCCACGCCACAGCACCUGUUCAACGAGAACUUCGACGAGUUCUCCGGCAGCCAGUCCUCCGCCCAGCAGCAGCGCAGCAUGAAGAGCUACCUGCACACCUUCGACCGGCGCAACUCGGACACCACGUACCUCCUGGGUCGCCGCAGCUCCGGCGAGCGGGUCAACCUGGCGGACGAGAUCCGCAAGCUCUCCGACCACCUGCUCAUGCUGGCCGAGAUCAACACCAAGCUGGGCGAUGCCAACAACAACGGCGGCAGUGCGAGUAACAGUGGGAAGUCCGAUCCCGACCCGCCGGCUCCUCCAGCCCCCAGUCCCUCAACUCCGUCCGGCAGCAGCUCCAGCAGGACCUCCGAGGUCAACCAGGAGGGUGGCCGGUGGAGCAGCAAGAGCACCGCCAGCAGCAGCUGGAGCCGGCCGACUGCGCGGGGAGGACUCCUAAGCCAGGCCAGCAGCAGCUCCUGGAGCCAGAGCAGCUACGACGACGGCCAGGGCAAGACCAAGGUCAGCUCGCUGUCGGUGCGGCUGCAGCAGUCCAUCGAGGAGACGCCCAAGCUGAGCAACGGCAGCAGCUCGGCCUCCAAGUCCCUGGUGCAGUCGCAGCGCAGCAAGUCCACCGUGCAGACGGUGAGCAGUUCCAACGCCAGGAGCACCACCAGCCAGCAUGUACAAAGAACCAGCACCACCUCCUCGAAGGUGAUCUCCAGCAGCAGCGCCUCCGCCUCCAGCAGCUCCAGCCACCAGAUCUCCACCAGCGCGGGCCACGAGUCGGCCAGCAGUCGGCGGGCCAAGUUCCGGAUAAACCAGAUGAGCCGGGACGUGCCCGUCGGCCUGCCGGACACGCAUCAAACCGUGAACCUGGAGGAGGCGGCCAACACCACCAAGGACUGCCUGCUGCACCUGCUGGAGAAGUACAACGAGACCCGCAUCCGCAGCCCGAUGGGGCGCCACCAGAGCAUCAGCGUGGACUGGCACGUGAGCGACAACCUGGAGUACCGCUCCAUGAGCUCCAUCAACGCCUUCUUCCAGCGGCACAACCACACCGGCGGCGGCCACAACGUGCGGCACAUCCAGGCCCAGCUGGAGGAGAAGGCGGCGGGGAAGUAGGCGCCCUCCCGGAGUCCACUGUAUAUAUCCGGUUUGUAUAGAUGUAUGUAGGCAGAGAUCGACUUAACGGAAGCUAGGUAAAACUACGAGGUGGCAAGUGGAACCAUUUAAUAUUUAUGUACUUGAUGUAAGCGAUAAAUGAAAUUAAAUUAUUGAAUAAAAGCAAAAACAUGAAAAUCUCUGUUGC